AUGAGUUCAGCAGUGAGAAAAAGAGGAAAGCCCAACAGAGGAGGAGGAAGAGGAAGAGGAGGAGGAGGAGGAAGAGGGAGAGGAGGCAGUGGAAGAGGAGGAAGCAGCAGUGGCCGUUCAAACAAGUCUCAACUUGGUGGAAAUAGGAAGUGUGCAACCAAAAUUUGGGAUGAUGGAGAUGAUUUUUGUCUCUUCGAGGAACCAAGGCUGGAAUCCAGAUCAAAUGCCUCUGCUAGAAGAGGAGGGCAAGCAAAACAGAGACCUGAAGCGAGAAUGCCUCUGCAGACCAUACACAUGACAUCAGAGAAUCAGAGAAGAGUGAAGGAACUUCUUCAAGAGCUUCAAGCGCAGGACCUGGCUCCUGAAUCAGAAGUAGCUGGUUCUGAUGAAGAUGAGGAUGAACCUGAUUACCUUGAUGAUGAACAGUGCUGGUCAACAGAUCAAGAAGUUUCUGACGUAAUACCAAGGUUGCCUGCUGAGCAGAGAAUUGUGGAAAAUGAAGUGUCUUCAUUUGCUGUACACAAACUCUCCAGGUAUGGUUUUGACAGUGAGCGUUGUCGGGCAGUCCUGAGAUCCUGCAAUGGUAAUAUUGGGGCAUCGUUGGAGUAUUUGCUGUUGCAGUGCUUUGCUGAAAGAUAUGGAGAGAAGAUGCAGGUUUCUGCAACAGCUGCUGAAGCCAGUCAAGAAGAAUAUUUGGAACAGAGACAAGAAGAGGCUUUUGCCCUCCGGGCAAUCUAUGGAGAAAAAUUUGUAGAAAGAAUUCAAAACCGCGUUUGGACUUUUGGUUUGGAAUUGCAGUACCUGGCAAACGGGCUCAGCAAAUCUAAACAAAAGGACAGUUGUACUAGGGAAGCAGCUAAGCAGACUUCAAAGGAAAUAUGUAAAUUUCAUCUCCAAGGAGGCUGCAGAUUUGGUUCAAAAUGCAGAUUCAAACAUGAAUUCCCUCCAAACCACCCAAUAAAACCAGCCAGGAACUCUGUAGAUGAUACUCAUCUGAGACUUAACAGUGAUCGUCCUGUAUAUGAACUUGAAGUAAGAUUUCCUGAAGAAAACAAGUAUCCACUCCAAGCACCUCUUGUGGCAUUUUACUCCACUGACGAGAAUCUACCUCUUGCUUGUCGUUUACACAUUGCUGAAUUACUCUUUGGAAAGGCCUUAGCAGCUGCAGAAUCUAAUGAACCAGUGGUGUACACCUUAGUGACUUGCUUAGAAGACGAAUCUGAAAUAAGGGAGUUACUUAAAAAUACUCAUCACAAGUACAGUGUUCCUCCUGUGUCCCUGCUGGCAACACCAUCUGUAAAGCUACAAACAAAGAGUGCAUCUAGCUCAAGUCAAGUGUCUGAAGCCUCAAUAGUGUCAGAGCCUCAGGAAGAAGAGGAGGAGGCAGGAGAGGAGGAAGAAGAUGAGCCUGAACAAGUUGUCGUGGAGAAUGAGAGUUAUGUGAACUUCAGGAAAAAGCUUUCCAAAAAGUAUGAUGUGCAGGCAAAGUCUCUGUAUAACGAAAAUGUUAAAAUCUGCACGCGAUUUCGUCUGAAAAAGUCUUCUAGGCACUUCCAGUCUAUGUUGUAUGAAAGACAGAAGCUCCCUGCGUGGCAAGAGAGAGAAACCAUUCUUGAUUUACUGAGGAGCCACCAAGUUCUUGUUGUGAGCGGCAUGACAGGAUGUGGGAAAACCACUCAGAUUCCUCAGUUUAUUUUGGAUGCCUCAUUGCAAGGAUCUCCAAGCGGAGUUGCAAACAUCAUCUGCACGCAGCCUCGCAGGAUCUCUGCCAUUUCUGUGGCUGAACGUGUAGCCAAAGAAAGGACAGAAAGGAUUGGACUCACUGUUGGGUAUCAGAUCCGUCUAGAAAGUGUAAAGUCCUCAGCUACCAGGCUCUUGUACUGCACUACUGGUGUGCUGUUGAGAAGACUGGAAGGAGAUAUGACUUUGCAGGGAAUCACACAUGUUAUUGUUGAUGAAGUUCACGAAAGAACAGAAGAAAGUGACUUCUUGCUGCUGGUUUUGAAGGAUGUAAUGGUUCAGAGGCCAGAUCUGCGCAUUAUACUCAUGAGUGCCACCUUGAAUGCAGAGCUUUUUUCUCAAUAUUUUCACUCCUGUCCAAUUAUUAACAUACCAGGUCGAACAUUUCCUGUGGAUCAGUUUUUUCUGGAAGAUGUGAUUGCAAUGACAAGGUAUGUUUUAGAGGACAGUAGUCCCUACAGGCGCAAGACAAAGCAAGAAAACAAACAGAAUGGAAGACACAAAAGAACUGCAUUUGAAGAAGUAGAGGAGGACCUGAGACGUGCUGGCAUUCUGGAAGGCACUGACACAGUUGUCAGAGAUUCAGACCCAGACCAAAAAUUAACCCUGAAGCAGCUCCUUGCACGAUAUAAAGGGGUUGACAAGGCAGUGUUGAAAACUAUGUCAGUCAUGGACUUGGACAAAGUUAAUCUGGAAUUAAUUGAAGCCUUGCUAGAGUGGAUAGUUGCUGGCAGACAUUCAUACCCCCCAGGUGCUGUGUUGAUAUUUUUGCCUGGUCUAGCAGAAAUCAAGAUGCUUUAUGAGCAGCUCCAGUCUAAUGCUCUUUUUAAUAACAGGCAUAGCAAGAGGUGUGUUGUUUAUCCGCUUCAUUCUUCACUGUCAAGUGAAGAACAGCAGUCUGUGUUCCUCAGGCCUCCCGUUGGAGUUAUCAAAAUCAUCAUCUCUACAAAUAUUGCAGAAACAUCUGUCACUAUUGAUGAUGUGGUCUAUGUGAUUGAUUCUGGAAAAAUGAAAGAGAAAAGAUACGACCCAAGCAAAGGAAUGGAAAGUCUGGAAGAUACAUUUGUGUCCAAGGCCAAUGCUCUGCAAAGGAAAGGGCGAGCAGGCCGUGUAGCCUCAGGUGUCUGCUUUCAUCUUUUCAGUAGCCAUCACUAUAACAAUCAUCUUAUUAAACAGCAGUUACCAGAAAUACAAAGAGUACCCUUGGAGCAGCUUUGUCUAAGGAUUAAGAUGCUGGAGAUGUUUUCUGCACAGAGCCUUCACUUUGUCUUAUCACGGCUGAUUGAGCCCCCUAGAACUGAGUCGUUGCGGGCAUCAAAGCUGCGACUUCAAGACUUGGGAGCAUUAUCUGCAGAUGAAGAGCUCACCCCUCUGGGAUAUCACUUGGCUUCUCUGCCUGUUGAUGUCAGGAUUGGCAAGCUAAUGCUGUUUGGCACCAUCUUUCGCUGUCUGGAUCCUGCACUAACUAUAGCAGCCAGUCUGGCCUUUAAGUCACCUUUUGUGUCACCAUGGGAUAAAAGGGAAGAAGCAAACAAAAAGAAGUUGGAGUUUGCAAUAGGAAACAGCGACUAUCUGGCUCUUCUCCAGGCCUAUAAGGGAUGGCGUUUAAGUAUCAAAGAGGGCUCCCAAGCCAGCUACAACUACUGCAAGGAGAACUUUCUGUCAGGAAGAGUUCUUCAGGAAAUUGCCAGUCUGAAACGGCAAUUCACAGAGCUGCUUUCUGAUAUUGGGUUUGUGAAGGAUGGAUUAAGAGCCAGAGACAUUGAAAGGAAGUGGUCCCAAGGAGGCGAUGGCGUGUUGGAUGCCACAGGAGAAGAGGCAAAUUCGAAUGCAGAGAACAUCAAACUGAUCUCAGCUAUGUUGUGUGCUGCACUGUAUCCCAAUGUUGUCCAGGUGAAAAAGCCAGAGGGCAAAUACCAGAAGACCAGUGCAGGAGCAGUCAAAAUGCAACCAAAAGCAGAAGAGCUGAAGUUUGUUACCAAAAAUGAUGGUUAUGUUCACAUUCACCCUUCCUCUGUGAAUUAUCAGACUAGGCACUUUGAGAGCCCCUACCUGGUGUAUCAUGAGAAAAUCAAGACGAGCCGCGUGUUCAUUCGGGACUGCAGCAUGGUGUCAGUCUACCCCCUGGUCCUGCUUGGAGGUGGGCAGGUCCACAUGCAGCUGCAGAAGGGAGAAUGUGUCAUUUCUCUUGAUGAUGGAUGGAUCCAGUUUGUUGCUGCCUCUCACCAGGUGGCUGAGCUGGUGAAGGAGCUACGCUGUGAACUAGACCAGCUGCUGCAGGAUAAAAUCAAGAAUCCCAGUAUGGAUUUAUGCAUGUGCCCCCGUGGAUCUCGGAUCAUCGCUAUGAUUGUAAAGCUUGUGACUACACAGUAA
This is a messenger RNA of Chaetura pelagica (chimney swift), 4113 nucleotides long. RefSeq names its product DEAH (Asp-Glu-Ala-Asp/His) box polypeptide 57 (gene DHX57). NCBI's taxonomy places the organism in Eukaryota, Metazoa, Chordata, Aves, Apodiformes, Apodidae. The transcript is spliced from 23 exons. The record is from RefSeq and is a predicted model, not a curated record. Gene Ontology annotation, molecular function: ATP binding; metal ion binding; protein binding. Gene Ontology annotation, cellular component: intracellular anatomical structure. Bases 1 to 4113 code for a protein of 1370 amino acids.